Messenger RNA from Ochotona princeps (American pika), 4059 nucleotides. It is a transcript of the gene SLC12A2, whose product is annotated as solute carrier family 12 member 2. Gene Ontology annotation, biological process: chloride ion homeostasis; potassium ion import across plasma membrane; cell volume homeostasis. Gene Ontology annotation, molecular function: sodium:potassium:chloride symporter activity; ammonium channel activity. NCBI's taxonomy places the organism in Eukaryota, Metazoa, Chordata, Mammalia, Lagomorpha, Ochotonidae. The transcript is spliced from 27 exons. The record is from RefSeq and is a predicted model, not a curated record. The coding region runs from base 216 to 3809 and encodes 1197 amino acids. Gene Ontology annotation, cellular component: membrane.
CCUUUAAACAGCGGGGCCCGCCCCGCGCCCGCCGCACUCGCGCUGACUCGGCCGCCGGCGGCGUUCGUGCCGGCUGGGGCGAGCGAGCGGGCGGGCGGCGAGGAGGGAGAGCGCCUCACCUGGCCUUGCAGCCGCCGUCGCCGGCCAGGGGUGUGGAGGGCGCACGGCCCGCGACGUCCGCUAGAUCGUCCGGGUCCGCCGGGGGUCGGGCAGCGAUGGAACCGGGGCCCGCGGGGCCCUCCUCCGGCGCCCCGAGGCCGGCCGGAGUCGGAGAGACGCCGCCAGCCGCCGCCGCCGGGCUGGAGCUGCCCGGCACGGCGGUGCCCUCGGUGCCGGAGGAUGCUGCGAGCCGGGGCGGCGGCGGCGGGGUCCGCGCGGAGAGCGCCGCCGCGGCCGGCGAUGGGCUGGGCAGACCCCUGGGGCCCACGCCGAGCCAGAGCCGCUUCCAGGUGGACUUGGUUUCCGAGAACGCAGGGCGGGCCGCGGCGGCCGCUGCAGCUGGGGCCGGGGGCGCUAAGGAGACCCCCGCGGACGGCAAGAGCGGCGGCGAGAGCGGGCCGGCCAAGGGCAGCGAGGAAGCCAAGGGCCGCUUCCGCGUGAACUUCGUGGACCCUGCCGCCUCCUCCUCGGCGGACGACAGCCUGUCGGAUGCGGCGGGCGUCGGAGGCGACGGGCCCAACGUGAGCUUCCAGAACGGCGGGGACACGGUGCUGAGCGAGGGCAGCAGCCUGCACUCGGGUGGCGGCAGCGGGCACCACCAGCACUACUACUAUGAUACCCACACCAACACCUACUACCUGCGCACCUUCGGCCACAACACCAUGGAUGCCGUGCCCAGGAUCGACCACUACCGGCACACGGCCGCGCAGCUCGGCGAGAAGCUGCUGCGGCCCAGCCUGGCGGAGCUGCACGACGAGCUGGAAAAGGAACCUUUUGAAGAUGGCUUUGCCAAUGGGGAAGAAAGUACUCCCACCAGGGAUGCUGUGGUCACAUACACUGCAGAGAGUAAAGGUGUCGUCAAGUUCGGCUGGAUCAAGGGUGUGUUGGUACGUUGUAUGUUAAACAUUUGGGGUGUUAUGCUGUUCAUUAGACUGUCUUGGAUUGUGGGUCAAGCAGGAAUAGGUCUUUCAGUCGUCGUCAUAAUCAUGGCCACUGUCGUGACAACUAUCACAGGAUUGUCGACUUCAGCAAUAGCUACUAAUGGAUUUGUAAGAGGAGGCGGAGCAUAUUAUUUAAUAUCCAGAAGUCUAGGACCGGAGUUUGGUGGUGCAAUUGGUCUGAUCUUUGCUUUUGCAAAUGCUGUUGCAGUUGCUAUGUAUGUGGUUGGAUUUGCAGAAACUGUGGUGGAGUUGCUUAAGGAACAUUCCCUACUUAUGAUAGAUGACAUCAAUGAUAUCCGAAUUAUUGGAGCCAUUACAGUGGUGAUUCUUUUGGGUAUCUCAGUAGCUGGAAUGGAAUGGGAGUCAAAAGCUCAGAUUGUUCUUUUGGUGAUUCUACUUCUUGCUAUUGCUGACUUCGUCAUAGGAACGUUUAUCUCACUGGAGAGCAAGAAACCCAAAGGUUUCUUUGGCUAUCAAACUGAAAUAUUUAAUGAGAACUUUGGACCUGAUUUUCGCGACGAGGAGACUUUCUUUUCUGUGUUUGCCAUCUUUUUUCCUGCUGCAACUGGCAUUCUGGCAGGAGCAAACAUCUCAGGUGAUCUAGCGGAUCCUCAGUCAGCCAUACCCAAAGGAACACUCUUAGCCAUUUUAAUUACUACGGUGGUUUACAUAGGAAUUGCAGUAUCUGUAGGUUCUUGCGUUGUUCGGGAUGCCACUGGGAAUGCUAAUGACACUAUUGUGACAGAGUUCACAAACUGUACCUCUGCCGCCUGCAAACUAAACUUUGACUUUUCAUCUUGUGAAGAAAAAGAUGGUGUGUGUGCCUACGGCCUCAUGAACAACUUCCAGGUCAUGAGCAUGGUGUCGGGAUUUGCACCAUUAAUUUCUGCAGGCAUCUUUUCAGCCACACUUUCUUCAGCAUUAGCAUCUCUUGUGAGUGCUCCUAAAAUAUUUCAGGCUCUGUGUAAGGACAAUAUCUACCCAGCGUUCCAGAUGUUUGCUAAAGGUUAUGGGAAAAACAAUGAACCUCUUCGUGGCUACAUUUUAACAUUCUUAAUUGCACUUGGAUUCAUCUUGAUUGCUGAGUUGAAUGUUAUUGCUCCAAUCAUCUCAAAUUUCUUCCUUGCAUCAUAUGCACUGAUCAAUUUUUCAGUAUUCCAUGCAUCACUUGCAAAAUCUCCAGGAUGGCGCCCUGCCUUCAAGUACUACAACAUGUGGAUAUCCCUUCUUGGAGCAGUUCUGUGCUGCAUAGUGAUGUUUGUUAUUAACUGGUGGGCUGCUCUGCUGACCUAUGUAAUCGUCCUGGGCCUGUAUAUUUAUGUUACCUACAAGAAACCAGACGUGAACUGGGGCUCCUCCACGCAAGCCUUGACGUACCUGAACGCACUGCAGCACUCGAUUCGCCUCUCUGGGGUGGAGGACCACGUGAAGAACUUCAGGCCACAGUGUCUUGUGAUGACGGGUUCUCCAAAUUCACGGCCGGCUCUGCUUCAUCUUGUUCAUGAUUUCACGAAAAAUGUUGGCUUGAUGAUCUGCGGCCAUGUACAUACGGGCCCUCGAAGACAAGCCAUGAAAGAGAUGUCCAUUGAUCAAGCCAAAUAUCAGCGAUGGCUUAUUAAAAACAAAAUGAAGGCCUUUUAUGCUCCAGUUCAUGCUGACGACUUGAGAGAAGGUGCGCAGUAUUUGAUGCAGGCUGCCGGUCUUGGACGAAUGAAACCAAACACACUUGUCCUCGGAUUUAAGAAGGAUUGGUUACAAGCGGAUAUGAGGGAUGUGGAUUUGUAUAUAAACUUAUUUCAUGAUGCCUUUGACAUACAGUAUGGGGUAGUGGUUAUCCGCCUAAAGGAAGGUCUGGACAUAUCUCAUCUUCCAGGUCAAGAAGAAUUACUGUCCUCACAAGAGAAGUCUCCUGGUGCCAAGGAUGUGGUCCUCAGUGUGGAGUGUAGCAAAAAGCCGGGAUUAGAGCCUUCCAAGCCAUCUGGUGAAAAAAGUGUGAAAGAUGAGGAAGAGGAUGGCAAGACUCCAACUCAACCACUGUUGAAAAAAGAGUCCAAAGGCCCUGUUGUGCCUCUCAGUGUCGCUGACCAGAAGCUGCUGGAAGCUAGCACACAAUUUCAGAAAAAACAAGGAAAGAACACUAUUGAUGUCUGGUGGCUUUUUGAUGAUGGAGGUUUGACUUUAUUGAUACCUUACCUUCUGACUACCAAAAAGAAGUGGAAAGACUGUAAGAUCAGAGUAUUCAUUGGUGGAAAAAUAAACAGAAUAGACCACGAUCGGAGAGCGAUGGCAACUUUGCUGAGCAAGUUCCGGAUUGACUUCUCCGAUAUUAUGGUGUUGGGAGACAUCAACACCAAACCAAACAAGGAAAAUAUUGCAGCUUUUGAUGAAAUGAUUGAGCCAUACAGACUUCAUGAAGAUGAUAAAGAACAAGACAUUGCAGAUAAAAUGAAAGAAGAUGAACCCUGGCGAAUAACUGAUAAUGAACUUGAACUGUAUAAAACUAAGACAUACCGGCAGAUCAGGUUAAAUGAGCUACUGAAGGAGCAUUCAAGCACAGCCAAUAUCAUUGUCAUGAGUCUGCCAGUUGCCCGCAAAGGUGCUGUGUCCAGUGCCCUCUACAUGGCCUGGCUGGAAGCCCUGUCCAAAGACCUGCCGCCCAUCCUCCUUGUCCGUGGGAAUCAUCAGAGUGUCCUUACCUUCUAUUCCUAAGCGUGCCACACAGCGGACAGCCCGAGGGAAGGAACGGAACUCUUCAGCGACACGUUCACAUCCUGGUGGCAAACAGUGACUUUUCAAUUUCACUAUUUCUUUGAUUUGAUAGCACACAGAGAAGUAGCUCCAUUGACGAGUGGAUAGAGACUUCAGUUCUGGUCACUUCCAUAUCUCAAUGUUCAUGAACAAUGAUUCUUUGUGGCUGAGCUCAAGUUCAUGAGAGUAAAGUUUUCCUUUGCUACUUGAA